Messenger RNA from Cuscuta campestris, 2278 nucleotides. The record is from the annotation of a GenBank genome assembly. Lineage: Eukaryota; Viridiplantae; Streptophyta; Magnoliopsida; Solanales; Convolvulaceae.
AUUCGAUGAUGGAGACAAGAAGAAUGUGAUGCAAAAUUCCAAAGCCAUCAACUAUCUCUAUUGUGCGGUCAAUCCUGAUGAUUAUAGAAAGAUUUCACGAUGCAAAACCGCUAGUGAAAUGUGGACAAAGCUUGAGGUAACUUAUGAAGGCACCUCGCAAGUGAAGGAUGCUAAAGUUGAUUUGUUGCUUCAUGAAUAUGAGCUAUUUUCAAUGAAAGCCAAUGAAAGUAUUGAUAGUUAUUUUGAGAGAUUCUCAAAUAUUAUCAAUAAUCUUGACACUCUCGGUAAGCACUACACUGAUCAUGAUUUGGUUCGAAAAAUCCUACGAUGCAUGACUCCCGAGUGGAAAUCCGAAGUAAGAGCCAUUAGUGAAGGAAGAGACUACAACACCUUGACAUAUGAUACACUAAGGGGAAAGCUACUCACCUAUGAGACAUAUACUCUUUAUCCUCCGGUUGAUAGCAAGCAAAGGAAAUCUAUUGCACUAAAAUCUACCAAGGAGAUUGAGGAAGUGAGCCAUGAUGAAGACUCAAGUGAUACGGAAGAGAAUCCCGAACUUGCACUUGUUAUCAAACGCUUCAACAAGUUUGUCAAGAAGAAUUUCAAGCCAAGAAAGGACAACUCCAAGAAGUCCACACCACCCAAAUGCUAUGAAUGCGGUGAAGUGGGACAUAUCAAGCCGUAUUGUCCUAAGUUAAAACAAGAGAAGGAAAAGAAGUUCAAGAAGAAGCAAAAGGCCUAUAUUUCAUGGGACAAUAGCGGUUCAUCUUCCGAAACUAGCAAUGAUGAAGAAGAAACGGCAAACUUAUGUCUUAUGGCACUUGAGGAUGAGGUGUGCUUGAAGGCAUCAAGUGUACUUUGGUACCUUGAUAGCGGAUGCUCCAAGCACAUGACCGGAGAUGCAUCCAAAUUUAUUUUCCUUAAAUCUCUCGAUGGUGGGAAUGUUAUUUUUGGUGACAACAACAAAGGAAAGAUUAUCGGAACCGGAACUGUUGGCAAAGACAAAGAAUCUGGAAUUGAUAACGUGUUGUUAGUCAAAGGUCUUAAGCACAACUUGCUUAGUAUUAGUCAGUUAUGUGACAAAGGUAAUCGUGUUACUUUUACAUCUAGUCAUUGUCUGGUUGAACGCCUUUGUGAUAAGAAAAUUAUCCUUACCGGCGAUCGAAUUAAUAAUAUUUAUAUGAUCAACCUAGAUAGUACUUCUUCUGAUUUUGCUCAUUGUCUUAUGACUAGAGAGGAAGAAAUGUGGCUAUGGCAUAAAAGGAUUGGCUCCCUUGAGAAAAUACAUCUUGAAGAAGGCAAGUCUAGUAAAGCAAAAUCUGAAAAACAAGAAGAGGAAGUAAAGGAAAAGGUUACUAUUUCUAGUGGUGAGUUGAAUGAGAUGUUUGGCAUGGAGAAUAGUAACAAGGAGCUCACUACCCAAAAUAAUGAUCAAAACCCUUGGUAUAAUUUUGAUGAGGAAAAAUGUUGGGAAGUGAUGAAUUUUAAACCCUCUUUCAAUGAGUCUGGACGACCCAAAGUGAGUGGUAUGCAACCUCCCCAACGAUUGAUUCAGUACAUUGCUUCUUACAUUCUGCGUGGUCGCUCGGGGAAUCAUCCUCAAAUGAGUAGAGAUGAUGCAAUGCUUAUCUACGCCAUCUUGAAGCCGGUGUCAGUGAAUUGGGGGAAAUACAUCUUGAGCUACAUGAAUUUAUGCAGAGCCAAGAAGAAAGCCUUACCGUAUCCCAUGCUUCUCACCUUUCUUUUGAAGACAAAGGGGUUUGAAUUUCUUAGUACCGAAUCGGACUCUGAGACAGCUUUUUGGAGGAUCAAGAGGGCGACGGUAAUGAGAGUCAAGAUUGAUACUGAGGAGGAACAUGAGGAAGCAGGACCUUCUCAUUCUCGUGUAGCUUCACGAAGUAACAAGGUCACAUUGCCUAUGCUUUUUGAGUCCCUGCAAAGCCUCCAAACCUCCUUCAACAACAUCCAGCUCCAACAGGCCACUUACGGUUAUAACUUGAACAAGAUGUUGGUCAAGAGUGGAGAACAAUGGGAAACACCAUCCAUGGAAGCGCUCGCACCUUACAUGUCUCAGGGUUCUUCUUCUCAAGCCGCUUCUUUUGAUGAUGAAAGUGAUGACGUUGAUGAGGAUGACGAUGAUGCGGAGAAGGAGGAUGCUGACCACCUCGAUGCGACCAUGGAUGAGGAAUGAGUGGAUUGGGCAAUCAUUUUCUAUCUUUAGCUAUUUUUACUUAUGCCUUAUUUCUCUCUAUUGACUCUAUCUUUUGCUUAACCCCUU